Messenger RNA from Purpureocillium takamizusanense, 1924 nucleotides. Its product is annotated as Sarcosine oxidase. Gene Ontology annotation, molecular function: oxidoreductase activity. NCBI's taxonomy places the organism in Eukaryota, Fungi, Ascomycota, Sordariomycetes, Hypocreales, Ophiocordycipitaceae. The record is from RefSeq and is a predicted model, not a curated record. Bases 1 to 1626 code for a protein of 541 amino acids. The transcript has 6 exons.
AUGUUUUUCAAGUCGCCCUUGUGUGUUCUCGCCGCGGCCGCGGUCUUGUGCGAGAGCGCUACCGCCGCCGCCGCCGCCACUGGCAGUGACAGAAAUAAGCAUGGCGCUUGUCGUAAGACGACCGUAGCCAUCUUGGGCGGAGGCAUGGCCGGCGUGACGGCCGCUCAAGCAUUGCACAACUCGUCCAUCUCCGACCUUGUCAUCAUCGAAUACCGGGACCAGAUCGGCGGCCGGGCACAGCACACCACGUUUGGCAAGCAGAAGGAUGGAUCGCCAUAUACGGUUGAGCUGGGUGCCAACUGGAUACAAGGACUUGGCAAGCCAGGCGGGCCGGAGAACCCUGUGUGGACCUUUUCCAAAAAGCAUAGCCUCAAGAACACCUACUCCAACUACAGCUCCAUCUUGACGUACAAUGAGACCGGGUACACCGACUACAGCCACCUCCUCGACGAGUACGAGACUGCCGCCAAUGGCAUGACCAUCGAGGCCGGGCGCCUGCUGGCCGAGAACCUGCAGGACCAGAGCGCCCGCACCGGUCUGGCCCUGGCCGGCUGGAACCCGAAGCACUCGGACAUGGCUGCCCAGGCUGUCGAGUAUUGGAGCUGGGACUGGGAGGCUGCGUUUCCUCCAGAGCAGUCGUCCAUGAUCUUUGGCGCCGCAGGCAACAAUCUCACGUUCAGCCAGUUCAGCGACGAAAACAAUCUGGUCAUCGACCCCCGUGGGUACAGCGCCAUCAUCGACGGUGAGGCGGCGACGUUCCUCGGAAAGGGCGACAAGCGCCUGAUGCUCAACACCAAGGUUGUCAAUGUCGCGCACUCGGACCACGGCGUCACGGUGCACAACGAGGACGGAAGCUGUGUGUCCGCCGCAUACGCCAUCUGCACCUUCUCUCUCGGCGUGUUGCAAAGCGAUACCGUCAAGUGGCAACCUGAGCUACCGAAGUGGAAGGAGACCUCGAUUCAAAAGUUUAGCAUGGGCACGUACACCAAAAUCUUCUACCAGUUCAACGAGACGUUCUGGCCUGGCGAUACGCAAUACUUUCUCUUCGCAUCGCCGUCGACGCGAGGCUCCUGGGCGAUCUGGCAGUCGCUCUCCACGGAGGGUUUCCUGCCAGGGUCCAACAUCAUCUUCGCGACCGUGACCAACGACGAGUCCUACCGCAUCGAGCAGCUCUCCGACGAGAGGGCCAAGCAGGAGGGUCUCGCCGUCCUGCGGCAAAUGUUCCCCGACAAGCACAUUCCAGAGCCCCUCGCCUUCAUGUUUCCGCGGUGGACCAAGACGGAGUGGUCCUACGGCAGCUACUCCAACUGGCCCGUCGGCACCACGCUCGAGAUGCACCAAAACCUGCGCGCCAACGUCGGGCGGUUGUGGUUCGCGGGCGAGGCAACGAGCGCGGAGUACUUUGGCUUCCUACACGGUGCGUGGUUCGAAGGCCGCGAGGCCGGCGAACAGGUUGCGGGACUGCUGCAGAACCGGUGCGUCAAGGUAUACAAUGACAAGGAGAUGUGCGGUGAGAGGACGCGAUACGAGGACCUGCACGGGACGUCGCCGUUGCACCACUACAACCUGCUGAACGGCUGGGCAACAAGCAGCUUUUUCGCGAGCAAGCGAAGGCGGGAUGCAUAGCUAGUCGGGAUUCGCUGACCCAGUGUAUGUUCUGAUCCGAUUCGACUUUUUAUGUUUACCGCGGUGGAGAUGCCAGGGCAAAUUGCAUCUCUGCCAGUUACUAUUGCGGUUGCACACCUCAUACUUCGCUUCGUAGCUCCGCCGGACAGUCGGCUACGGCCACUCGGCACGGCAUUGCCACGUUUUGUGGCGAUGAUGACGACCUCGAAGCGAUGCCGUUUUGACCAUUUCGGAAGGCGAUUGUGCAGUAGAUGACGGUGGGACGUUCCUAAAUAGGUUGGUUGACGCCAUAUGGCUC